Molecule: messenger RNA, 3632 nt
Organism: Equus caballus (horse)
Lineage: Eukaryota; Metazoa; Chordata; Mammalia; Perissodactyla; Equidae
Gene: SUV39H2
Product: SUV39H2 histone lysine methyltransferase
Cellular component (GO): nucleus
Molecular function (GO): zinc ion binding; protein binding; histone H3K9 methyltransferase activity
Source: RefSeq, a predicted model, not a curated record
AGAAAGGGCGCCGAAGGAUGAGCGCCAGGAAAGGAAGCAAGUGAGGGUACCCCCGAGGCGGACGCCCUGGGAGGCUACAUUCGCAUUGGAGAAUAGCCUAGAAAGUGGGUGUUUGAGGACGUAGCCUCUGGUUUACAGUAAUUUUUAUACCCCCGGGAACUUGCGUGUUACUUAUGUGGGCGCCAGAGAAUUGGGUACUGAACGUGGGUGCGUGUUGGUAUCGCGCUGUCCCAAAGACUGGAACCUUCAAUGCAUUCUAGAAUUUUAAAGAUGUUUUCCAGCGCUUCUCCUCUCCACGUAGUUUAUGAACGCAUAAUCCCCCAACUUUUCUUCCACGAGGGCUUAGUGUGAACUAGUGUAAGGUUUUUGUGGUGGUAAUGAGAUGUUUAAUCUUACAAAUGAAUUCUUCUACCUUAUUAUAGACAAUCGGAAUUGUUACCAAGGGUUUGCAGUUUUUAUGUUCCAGUUUGUCUUAUUCUCAAAAUUGCAUUUCCGUCGAGAGUUGUGUCUUGAAUCCUCCUGUUCCUUCAGCUAGAUAAAAAUGGUGGGAAUGGCAAACAAGUACACCUUGGGUAGAUACCCCACAGGAGCCUGCUUUGCACGUGAUCUGCAUAAUGAGGCUUGGUGUGUGCCUUGCCUAGUUUCACUUGAUACUCUUCAGGAAUUAUGUAGAAAAGAAAAGCUCACAUGUAAAUCGAUUGGAAUCACCAAAAGGAAUCUAAACAAUUAUGAGGUGGAAUACUUGUGUGACUACAAGGUAGUAAAGGAUAUGGAAUAUUAUCUUGUAAAAUGGAAAGGAUGGCCAGAUUCUACAAAUACUUGGGAACCUUUGCAAAAUCUCAAGUGCCCAUUACUACUUCAGCAAUUCCUUAAUGACAAGCGUAAUUAUUUAUCUCAGGUAAAGAAAGGCAGAGCAAUAACUCUAAAAGACAAUAACAAAGCUUUGAAACCUGCCAUUGCUGAAUACAUUGUAAAGAAGGCUAAACAAAGGAUAGCUCUGCAGAGAUGGCAAGAUGAACUCAACAGAAAAAAGAAUCAUAAAGGAAUGAUUUUUGUUGAAAAUACUGUUGACUUAGAGGGCCCACCUUCAGACUUCUACUACGUUAAUGAAUACAAACCAGCUCCUGGAAUCAGCUUAGUAAAUGAAGCUACAUUUGGUUGUUCGUGCACAGAUUGCUUCUUUGAGAAAUGUUGUCCUGCUGAAGCUGGAGUUCUUUUGGCUUAUAAUAAAAACCGACAAAUUAAAAUCCCACCUGGUACCCCCAUUUAUGAAUGCAACUCAAGGUGUCAAUGUGGACCUGAUUGUCCCAAUAGGAUUGUACAAAAAGGCACACAGUAUUCACUUUGCAUCUUUCGAACUAGCAAUGGCUGUGGCUGGGGUGUAAAAACCCUUGUGAAGAUUAAAAGAAUGAGUUUUGUCAUGGAAUAUGUUGGAGAGGUAAUCACAAGUGAAGAAGCUGAAAGACGGGGGCAGUUAUAUGACAACAAAGGAAUCACAUAUCUCUUUGAUCUGGACUAUGAAUCUGAUGAAUUCACAGUGGAUGCAGCUCGAUAUGGAAAUGUGUCUCAUUUUGUGAAUCACAGUUGUGACCCAAAUCUUCAGGUGUUCAAUGUUUUCAUUGAUAACCUCGAUACUCGUCUUCCCCGAAUAGCAUUAUUUUCCACGAGAACCAUAAAUGCCGGAGAAGAGCUCACUUUUGAUUAUCAGAUGAAAGGUUCUGGAGAUAUAUCUUCAGAUUCUAUUGACCACAGCCCAGCCAAAAAGAGGGUCAGAACUGUGUGCAAAUGUGGAGCUGUGACUUGCAGAGGUUACCUCAACUGAAUUUUCAGGAAAUAGAGCUGAUGAUAAUUGUAGUUUUCUUUUUUUCUAAUAUUAAUAUUUAAAAAAUAAGUAUUUGGGACUCUUUUCAUACUAUCAAGAUUAUACACUACGUUAAUUUAAAUUCAUGUUUCAAACUAUGGGCCACAUGUAUUAGUGAUGCUUCUGAAGAGAGGAAUAGAGUCACAAAGACUAAUGUGAAACAUACAUAUUUACUAGUUAGAUACCAAACGUGAAAGGAAAACCAUUUACAGAUCAGCAUAUACAUACUAAAGAAGUCUAUGUGAAUAGAGAAAUGCCUCCUUCAGAGUUUGUGUUAAACUGAUAAUGUAACAGUUGCUAAGACCCAACAUUCAACUUGCCAUACACCUUGAAUUUAGAGAGAGUUAAUUCAAUUUGGGCAAAUAUACAAGUUCUAUUUUUGUUACUGCCAUUCCUGUGUACCUACUUACUACUCACUGUACUUGUAUUUGAGAUAAACAGGUGAUACUGAAUUAUACUCUAUUUUCUACUUCUUUCAUUAAAACAUUGGGAUCUUGAUACAGAAAUUUAAAGUCUUAAAUUAAAUGUUGAAAAAAUUAAUUACAGCUUGAUUUCAUAUUUUGAAGCAAUCUAGACCAUUAUGAUGAAUGUAUGUCUGAACCAGUAAUUCUUAAAGAUUUUUUAAUUCCGUAGAAGGAAAAUCUCCAAAAUGCUCUAAAAGUUUAGAAUAUGCUUCUCUGAAACGGUGGGGAGGUGGGACCAGGAAGGUUUUCUGGAGUGCCGGGCAGGGGAAAUGAAGCAUCAUAAGGGCCCCUCGUGAAUAUGAAUUAGAGCCACACAGUGCCUCUGGUCUGAACAGUGAGACAAGACACCCCUGAGAGCAGCUGUACCUAAUGAUAAGUUUUCACACAGUACACUAACAUAACAGCUUCUGAAUUUCAGGCAGUUUUAACAUUUCCUUUCCAUCAAAUUAAAUUAUUUUUGUAUUUCCUGCAGGCUCUUCUUAAAAAGUAAUCUGUAUUUUGAAUGGAUACUUAUUUUAUACAUGAAUUUUUUUAAAUGUGAUAAAGCUAAACCUGGCUUGGCCAAAAUAUGUGCCUAAAUUUAUGAAACCAUUUAUUACUUGAACUAUGAAGACUGAAAUGGAAUAUAUUCAUUGUUUUUUUUUCUUUUUUAUGCUGUAUAGUAAAACCUCAAUUGGGAAAAACUGUUUUCAUCUCUUUCUGAUUCUGGGAUUUCUAAUUAUGGUGUCCAACGUGAAGGUAAAUGAAGCAAGUAAAUGUACCUUUCAGUAUGCCGAAUUAACGUCUACCUACGCUCAGUGCCCCAGGCUUUAAUGACCAACAAUAAGAGUGGGUAAACUUGAACUGACUUCAAGAAUGCAGCACUCAGAUAUCUUCUUAAUCUUUAACCUCUCUUUUUUUGGAAGAAGCUACACUUUAUAAUUCAUUAUAUUGCUACCAUGUGACUUUCCUGUUUUAUAGGGUAAAUUGUUUACAUGUUUGAGCCUCAGAGUAUAUCUGCUAAUCGAAAUCUGCAGGUGUCAAGGAAAAAUACAUUUUUUAGUCCAUUUCUUAUGUUUUGUUUAUGGAAAAAAUACAUUGUGUGGUAAGAAAGUGUCACAGAUUUACAGGUUGCUCCGGUGGCCAAGAUUAUUUUGCAUAAUUUUUUCACAGGUUUAAAGAUGUAAUGUCAACAUUCUUUUUAUAAAAAAAUCAGUGUUUUACCGUCUAGUAAUUUGAUCUUUUCUACUUUUUGUGUUAAAAUAUGUAAACUGGAGGGCAAAGGGAAACUGGCUGUUUUCAGUAAACUUUAUCCUUAUUAAUAGAAA